This is a messenger RNA of Choloepus didactylus (southern two-toed sloth), 8235 nucleotides long. RefSeq names its product Cdc42 guanine nucleotide exchange factor 9 (gene ARHGEF9). The record is from RefSeq and is a predicted model, not a curated record. The transcript has 11 exons. The coding region runs from base 3615 to 5102 and encodes 495 amino acids. Gene Ontology annotation, molecular function: protein binding; guanyl-nucleotide exchange factor activity. Lineage: Eukaryota; Metazoa; Chordata; Mammalia; Pilosa; Megalonychidae.
AAGAGGAGCUUGGAAAAAAUGCCAAAGUUAAUUGUGAUUUUAUUUAGCACCUUCUCAAGUCCAUCAAGACAUAACCACCUAGCACUUGGCAAUUAAAUAAUUCUUGGCCCCCAGGUCCUUGGCUAGGAUUUGUGAUGAGCAUUAUUGGGUUUUCAUGAUACGAUUAAGAGUUGUGUUAGAAAUGUCAGGCUCUUGACCAAAGACCUAUUUAGAACAAAUCCCACAUUCUUCACCUUUAUCUGAAUUAGUUUGUUUUGAAAGUCCUUAUUGCUCCAGAGGUAGGGUGCAAAGAUAAGGAUGUUGUAUAGUCCUUUGUUUCUGCCAAGUUGGACUCAUUCCCAUAACCCUAUGGGGUGGGCAAGGUCAGAAUUAUUCUCCCCAUUUUAUGGCUAAAGAAAUUGAAGCUCAAAGAAUUGCUUUGAUUGACCCAGAUCAGUCAACGUUUCCACUGUUCCAAAUGGCCUUUCAAAAGCAAUGGUGUGCUAGGAAGAACAUAGCAUACAGUUAGCUAUUACGAACCCACUGAUACUAAGUGGCCUUGGGCAAGGAGUUCAUCCUGAAGAAACCUUGUGCACUUUGGUUCUAUCUAGGUCAUGUUAUAAAAGUUAGUCAAAAAACAACAACAACAACAACAACAAAGUUAGUCAAGAUAGCAGAGAAUCAGGCAAAUAUCAACAGAUUGGCCAGGUUGACCUUGAACAAUUAGUUGACACUUCACAUACAUCUAUUUGACCAGAUAUCAUCAUCCAGGCAUGCAUGAGAGGCCUUGACAAAUGCAGAGAAGUGGCUCCGGAUUUCUGGGACCCUUCAUGUCCUGUUUAGUGCAAAGGUUUUCUCUUUGUGGAUUCAUCAGGUUAUGUUCUUAAAGACUAGGCCUUGAGCCUAAAAGCUGGAUCAUUACCAUCAUCAGUUCCUACAGUCAUCUCAAAGGAUGAGCAAAAAUAAUUUGAAUUAACUCCAUCUCAUUUUACCUGGGCUUUGGUGAAUAUUGUAUCACUUUGGAGCUAAGUGUUUAUUCCUUUUACAAGUGGUUCAGACCACUGGAAAAAUGAGUGUGGAAUUACUGACAGGUGUAGGGAAGCAAUCAAUAGCUUGCUGAGGGCUAGAAGAGGCCUAGCUGGGAUGAGACAUCUGCAGGUGGUAAUCGACAUGCAUGUAUCUACCCACUGAUUCUUUGGGGUGAUGUGUAUGUGAGGGCACUGGUGGGGGCAGAGUUAGUCCCUUAUAUGUAGGCUGGGAAGUCGCUAGAUAAAUAUGAGAAAGAACCCAUAAGAUCGUUGACCCUGACCCCCAGGGAGAGGCAGGGACUUGCGCAAAAUCUUGAAGUUGGUCCUUAACCCUUGUUUUGUGUCUCUUGUUCAGCUCUUGGCUGUUAGACCUCACAGUUCAAGGUUUUUUGGAUAAAUGUAGUGGUGGCUAAGUCUCUGGGGAGAAGCACCCAUGGUCACCACUUUCAGGAAGUGGCAGAGAUGAAAUUUGCCCCCAGGUCCACUGUCCUGCUUAGGAGCAGAUUGACCCCAGUAUCCUGGAGGAAACAAAUUUGGAGGAGGAGAAUGUUUCAGCCUUGCUGUCCAUCAAUACCUUUCACCCAUACCCACACAUAUACAUACACUAUGGGUCAUAUUUGGGGCACACUUAACACUCAGACACGUGGGAAAUAUUUGGGACAUAUUUGGGACACAAAUGUGGGGCAUACUUUCACACUGACAUACUCGGAGCACACAUUCAGUUAGCCAUGAGGCCCAUUCACACACUUGCACAUAGUUGGCACAGGCAAGGUACACAUACACAGACACACAUGAGGCAUACUCAUGCACACUUGCAUGUGUGGACAAACAUGGAGUACAUGCAAGGCACAACUACAUACACACAUGGGGUACACUCAGACAUGCUCCUGCCUCCUGGGACACACUCCUACCCCUGGGAUACAAACUCCUAAGGGGCAUCCUUGGUCAAACAGAACUAUUCCCCCAUGAGACACACUUGAACACACCUGUGGGACACAUCCACAUGUCCCACACACUCCUAGGGAACAUACUCUGAUGUCUUUAGGGCCAGCAGCUGUCCCAGUCUUCCACUGGGAAGUUGGCCUCACUGACAGUACUGGCCCCAGCUGGUGGGCCUCUAUCAGUUUGCUCCAUGACAUCAGGCUUCAGAGGGCCAUGAGCUCAGGAAUAAAAUGGAUGCCCAAGUUGGGAUUGCUGUGGCAGGCGCUACAAGGCAGAUGGGGCUCAGAAGGGAGUCCUCGAAGUGAGUUGCACAGACACAUGUGGAGGAAAGGAGAAGGCAAAUUGUUAGUGAUCAAUGCAGAAAGCUUGAGGCUGUUCCUCGGUACACCUUCCUCACCAUACACUUAUAAACCAUUAUGGAAUUAUAUGAUUGUGAAGCAAUGUGCUAGAAAACCUAAAGUAAUUGAAUAUUGAAGUUCAUUUUUCUUGGGUAUGAAGUAAAAACUUGGAGCAGGAUAGGUAUAUCUUAACUGCAGGUAGGAGGGCCUCGAGGGGAAUUAGUAGGAUGUGUAAAGGGAGACUUUGGACAGGGUUCCAGCCUUUUCUCGGUCAGUGAUGGGCUGAGAAAUCAAGCCACAUUCUUAGUAACCAUAGCACAGCCCCUAGGCACAGCAGCUUAGGGCCAUCUGGCCCCACUAUUGAAGGCCUGAUAUUUUUCGAGUUCUUCCAGCCAAAAAUGAAGUUGGGGUAUUCUGGGGAGGUCUUUUUGGCUCUUGGUACCCAAGAUUGGAGCUGGAAGAGAGGCGUCCCUAGACUGGGUUUGGAUAAACUGUGGGAAUCAGUGAGACUGGUGGCUGGGGUAUGCCAGGUCUGCCCUGGAGCAGCAGCCUCAAACCCCAGUUGGGUUAUUUUUGAUUGUGACAGCCUCAUGGCUGUUUCUCAGCUUUGGACUUGAAGUCAAGAAACAUGGGUUCCAGUCACUAUUCUGCCACUUAGAGUGUGCCUCAGCUAGAUUCCCCUCCCCUAUUGGGGUCUUAUUUGGUCUAUGGUAAAGAAACCAGUAUUGCCCUCAGAUGAUGGCAAGGCUCAGAUAGGGUAAGUGCUGAGAAAAUGCUUUGCAGACACAUGUUCUUCAAACACAAAGCGGAACCUCCCCAUCUGUGAGCUUGUCUCAGUGUCCCCCAGCAACUGGGCCUGACCCCCAUCAAAGUAACCAUAGAAGGAAAAGGCCGAAGAGAUCAUCCCACUUAAGGAGCCCCAAGCUGCCACCCUGUGAAUUCCAGUGUUAAAGGAAGCUGCCAGCAGCUUCUUGAGGCUUUAUUUUCUGGAAGUGAAGGUCUCUGAAGCCAAAUCUUCUGCAGCAGUGCCCUGCUUGCCCACGCAAAGCCCAUUUACUCGUCAUCUCUUCCACAGCAGCUCAUGUCCUACUCAUCUCGUGCAUGUUGGAAUCAGUGAAGUGUUGGAGAAGCUGCUAAACUAUUGUGAGAGGGAAUUGUGCUGCCCAUUUAAGCCACUUCAGCAAGUGGUGGCACUUGUUCCACCUUAACCAUCCCCAAUCCCCUCACAGCUUUUUGGGUACAGGAGUCCUGUGUGGCUGAACUGCCUAAGGAGCUGAUCACUGGAGAUUCCAUCGUUAGUGCUGAGGCAGUAUGGGAUCACGUCACCAUGGCCAACCGGGAGUUGGCAUUUAAGGCUGGCGACGUCAUCAAAGUCUUGGAUGCUUCCAACAAGGAUUGGUGGUGGGGCCAGAUCGACGAUGAGGAGGGAUGGUUUCCUGCCAGCUUUGUGAGGCUGUGGGUGAACCAGGAGGAUGGGGUGGAAGAAGGGCCCAGUGAUGUGCAGAAUGGGCACCUGGACCCCAACUCAGACUGCCUCUGUCUGGGCCGGCCACUUCAGAACCGGGACCAGAUGCGGGCCAACGUCAUCAAUGAGAUCAUGAGCACUGAACGUCACUACAUCAAGCACCUCAAAGACAUCUGUGAGGGCUACCUGAAACAGUGCCGGAAGAGGAGGGACAUGUUCAGCGAUGAGCAACUGAAGGUGAUCUUUGGGAAUAUUGAAGAUAUCUACAGGUUUCAGAUGGGCUUCGUGAGAGAUCUGGAGAAACAGUACAACAAUGAUGACCCCCACCUCAGUGAGAUAGGACCCUGUUUCCUGGAGCAUCAAGAUGGAUUCUGGAUAUACUCUGAGUACUGUAACAACCACCUGGACGCCUGCAUGGAGCUCUCCAAACUGAUGAAGGACAGCCGCUACCAGCACUUCUUUGAGGCCUGUCGACUCUUGCAGCAGAUGAUUGACAUUGCUAUCGAUGGCUUCCUUUUGACUCCAGUGCAGAAGAUCUGCAAGUAUCCCUUGCAGCUGGCUGAGCUUCUUAAGUACACUGCCCAGGACCACAGUGACUACAGGUAUGUGGCAGCUGCUCUGGCUGUCAUGAGAAAUGUGACUCAGCAGAUCAACGAGCGCAAACGGCGUUUGGAGAAUAUUGAUAAGAUUGCCCAAUGGCAGGCCUCUGUCUUAGACUGGGAGGGCGAGGACAUCCUAGACAGGAGCUCGGAGCUGAUCUACACCGGGGAGAUGGCCUGGAUCUACCAGCCCUAUGGCCGCAACCAGCAACGGGUCUUCUUCCUGUUUGACCACCAACUGGUCCUCUGCAAGAAGGACCUGAUCCGGAGAGACAUCCUGUACUACAAAGGCCGCAUUGACAUGGAUAAAUAUGAGGUGGUCGACAUCGAAGAUGGCAGAGAUGAUGACUUCAAUGUCAGCCUGAAGAAUGCCUUCAAACUUCACAACAAGGAGACUGAAGAGAUACAUUUGUUCUUUGCCAAGAAACUGGAGGAGAAAAUACGCUGGCUCAGGGCUUUCAGAGAAGAGAGGAAAAUGGUCCAGGAAGAUGAAAAAAUCGGCUUUGAAAUUUCUGAAAACCAGAAGAGGCAGGCUGCAAUGACUGUGAGAAAAGUCCCUAAACAAAAAGGUGUCAACUCUGCCCGUUCAGUACCUCCUUCCUACCCACCACCGCAGGAUCCGUUAAACCAGGGCCAGUACCUGGUCCCCGAUGGCAUCACUCAGUCACAGGUCUUUGAGUUCGCCGAACCCAAACGCAGCCAGUCACCAUUCUGGCAAAACUUCAGCAGGUUAACCCCCUUCAAAAAAUAACACCUAGAGGGAAGCAGAUAAUUUUAAAAUAAGGUAAAUAAAAUUAUAUUUAUAGAUGGACCUUUUUUCGGAGAAGCACUGUUGAAAUAUAUAUAUAUCCACAUAUGUAUAUAUGGAUAUACACACACAGACUCUUGAGUGUGUAUGUAUAUGUAUAUAUACACACACAUACACAUAUACCUGCACACACAUACGUAUACAUAUACAUAUAGAAGGACCAAAAACAUUUUCUCUUAUUUUGGGGAAAUAAAAUCUGUAGUUGGUAGGAAGAGGCACCAAUGACUUCCAAACAUGUGAUCCCUUUAUAAGUUUUUAGUUCUUACCCCGUACCCCUCCCCUUUUCUUUCAGAAAUUGGCAUUUCUAUUUGUUCCUUUUCUUGUUGAAAUAAUCUCUUUGUUCCCCUGUGAGUGACUCAUUGACUUGUCAUUAUUAUCAUAGAUGUGUUUGUAUUAGUUUUUUUCUUUCCUGAUGAUACUGAUGCUGAUGACUUUUGCAUUUAAUUCGAUGUAGUGGAAUUGGGGGGGGGUGGGAUUUCUUUUUUUCCUUCUUUCACUUUUCACCAGGAAAGGGGGUAUCCCCUUUCUCCUCUUCCUCUGCUGACCAUCUGCAAAUGUUCCUGCAACCCUGCAGUUGCCCUAAACAGCCUUCUCCCAGCAUCCUCUGUCCUCAAUUGUGCCAGUAUGGACAUGCUCUGUUGUGCCCUGUGAUAUAACUGCUUGGUAUUUCUAUUGCUUUCACUGCAUUUUUAGUGUUGUGGAGAGAUCAAAGCCAAACAAAAGUUAAGUGUCAGAUGGUAAUAAUGCUGGAAAGGACUUCUGUUCAGGGAACAUUCUGUAUUUGAGCUGUUUCUUUUCCUAGCACUGGUUGUUCCCAUAUUGCAGCACUACUGGGUCAUCACAGAUUUGUAUCUGAGUGUUAGUUUAGGCCAAUUAUUCUCUUCUUCAAGCCAUGGGGCUCCUUCUAGUCUUGUUCCUCCCCUAGCCCAGAAGCAUAUCUGAACUAGAAGCAAAGAGGCUAAGACUUUGCUUCCUAAGGGAGAGAUUUACCUGGACCCAAGCACCAAGUGAGUUUAAGGCUGGAUUGCCCAUGGUAAGCCGUUCAGGGGCCUGGUCAUUCCUGCUCCCAUUUGCAAUCUUUUAGGCAGCAUUGAAAGAAGUCUAGGGAGGAAUCAAGACAGAGCCCCGACCUGACUGAGAUCAUCAACUGCCUCCAAAUUAUUGACCUGGACAGGAUCCAAAGGUGACAGUUGCCUCUUAUAGGAAAGAACAGGGAUGGAUAUGGAAGGAGACAUCCUUGGCCCAAAGUACAUACCCACAGUUCCUACCACCCCAGUUGUGUGAUACUUCCCCCAUUGUUCGAGAUUGCAUGGACAAUCUUCCUUGCCUCCUUCCUUCUCUUAUCCCUGUCAUCCUCCUUUCUCCUGCUUUCCUGGCACAAGAGGAUUGCUGGUGUUGGCAUAGUUAAAGCACUUCUGUCACAUGAAGAAGGACAUGUUUCCAAUAUCCUCUCAUCCCAGGACAUUUGAAGCAAGUAAAUGAGAGGCCAAGGAGUAUUUUUCCUGCAGAAAAGGGAUCUGAGGCAGAAAUGAUCCCUCAGGCUUAUUUUUGGCAGACUUUCCACUUGGGCAAAACUAGCCUCUCCCACAAAGGGGCAGGCUCCUCAUGGGGGUAAGGGUACUUGUUUCUCCUCCCCACAUGGCCUUUUGGGUGGAUAGAUCUUGAGCAGCAAGGAUAAUGAGGGUAAUGGGAGUGAGGAUGGUCCCUGUUGUGAAGAGCCAUUCUAGUAAGGAAUCUGGAGAUGGUGGGUCUGAAUUGUACCCUGUGGGAGAAUAUUUCAUCAUGAAAGGACCCCAGCUUACCAAGCAGCAGCCAUGGCUGCUUGGGGGCACCUCUUAGCAUAGCUGGCUUUAUUACUGCUCUAUGCUUUCUGAACUUGACUAGGCCCUUCCAUGCCUGGGAAUCUUUCCUCUGUAGGAAUUAAAUUACAAGCUGUUUAACCUUCUGGUCAACAACAUCCAAGUCAGACUGUGGAAUAAGCCAAGGAUAAGCCUGAGCUGGGCAGAGGGCCAGGGCUUGGGCCUGGCCACCAAUGCUCGACACAAGACCCAGAUACUUAAGCCCUCUUGGCAAGGGAUCACACAUUCAGUACUCAGGCUAAAACGUCCUGCCUGGCAAGCAGAGUGCUUCUGAGUAAUUGUGUGGGCCUCUCUUGAUUACACGUCUUUCUCUUUUCUACUCCUCCCCAUUAGGCUUGGCUUUGACGUGUUUCUUUGGAAGCUAGUGGCAUACCAGGAGGGGAUGCUUAAACAAGUCCCUGGGCCCGCAAGGCCAAAUGUCUCUUGAUCACGCUUCCUUCCACCUCUGGGUCUGUGCCCAGGGCUCUAGGAUCAGGGAUAUCACCUCCCACUCAAACUCACCCCUCCUCCACUCAGCCCUCUGGCCUCACCAGAUGCCAGUAAUGCGUCAAAACAAGAAAUUGGUUUUCCAUUGGUUGGAGUCUUCUCCCAGCUUAUGGCAGAAAAGGACACCAGUGAGCAACAGCCCUGAGGAGAGCCUGUUUACCUGGGCUCAGGGUUCCAACCUAUCCUGUGUCCCCAUGGCAGGGCCAUCCCCAAGAACUCUGUAAUUCUACUUUUUCUCCGCAUGGCCCUGAGCUUACCUUUCCUCUACUCAAUGAGGCCUGGAUGUGCUCUUCAAAAGGCUUUGCUAGUAUGUUCUGUGGACCCUGCUGUGGGAUGGUCCUAACACAGAAACUCAACCCCUUUCUCUCUUCCCCUUCUUUCUAUGUGUAUAUUUCUAGUGAAUCUAUAAGGAUAGCAACAAGAGGGUUCUAACAAUUCUAGUGUGAAGCCAAAUAAUUGAUCUUUCAUUGCUUUGGGUCUGGGCUGGACUGGGCUUGGGUAGAUGGUUGGGCAACAGUGAUUUUUAUUACCCCUACUGCUCUGCAUUUGCUGGUUUAUUCUUUGAUUUCUUCUAUCUGAUUGUUUGACUCUGUCAAACAAGUGUUAAGUUGUGUGUUUAAAAAAUGUUUAACAACAACAAAACAAAAAACAAGAGAUGUUGUAAUGACACAAAGCCUUAUGAAAAUAUUUAUGGAGUUCAAUAAAAUAAAUAAAAAGAUACCUCCAGCUUA